AUGGACCCAAACACAGUUGUGUCAACAGCCACCGGAAGUGUAUUGAAAUUUGGGGGAGAUCUGGUUACCCGUCAUAUGGGUUACUUUUAUAAUUACAAAGACAAAUUUGAAGCGGUGAACCGUUGUAUUGAGAUGCUAGAUGAUACUAGAAAGAGGGUGCAGAAUGAAGUUAUGGCUGCAGAAAUGAAUGCAGAAGAAAUUGAAGAAGAUGUUCAACAUUGGUUGAAAUAUGUGGAUGAGAAGAUCAAAGAAUAUGAAAAUUUUCUGUGUGAUAAAUGCCAUGAGAAGACAAGACGCUCUAUUCGUUUCUUUCCUAAUAACAUGCAGUUGAGGUAUAGGCUAGGAAGAAGAGCUACGAAGAUUCUGGAAGAAAUCAAAGCAGAUGAACUUUUGAAUAAAAAGUUUGAUAAAGUCUCAUAUCAUAUAGGUCCAUCCAUGGAUGCUGCUUUGUCAAACACUGGUUAUGAAAGUUUUGCAUCGAGAAAGAAAAUUAUGGGGAUGAUAAUGCAAGCACUUGAAGACUCUACAGUUAGUAUGAUUGGAGUCUACGGGGUUGGAGGUGUUGGAAAGACAACUUUAGUUAAAGAAGUUGCCAAGGAAGCUAAAGAAAAGAAGCUGUUCAAUACGGUGGUUAUGGCAAAUAUAUCAAGAAAUCCUGACAUAGAGAAAGUUCAAGGACAAAUUGCCGAAACGUUAGGAAUGAGAUUGGAAGAGGAAAGUGAGAUUGUGAGAGCAGAUCGCAUUCGAAAAAGGUUAAAGAAAGAAAAGGAGAAUACCCUUAUAAUCCUAGAUGAUCUCUGGAGUGGAUUGGACUUGAAUAGACUGGGGAUUCCACAAAAUGAAGAUAAUGGUGUAAGCCAAAAAGUUGUCAAGGAUGCAGCUGAUUUUGGCUAUAGUAAGGUGGAAACAGAAAAGUUAUCAUUUGAUUCCAAUAAGACGAAGAAAGACAAGUUAUCUAGUGAUUACAAUAAGAUUAAAAACAAACUGUUAUCUGUUGAUCGCAAAGGGUGCAAAAUUGUCUUAACAUCUAGAAAUAAAGAAGUAUUAUGUAAUCAAAUGGAUGUGCAGGAGAGAUCUACUUUCUCAUUAGGAGUCCUUGACCAAAAGGAGGCAGAGGCUUUACUUAAGAAAAUUUCUGAAAUAAAUGUUACCAAUUCUGCUUUUGAUGAGAAAGUCACUGAAAUAUCCAAAAUGUGUGCUGGGUUGCCCAUAGCAUUGAUUUCCAUUGGGAAAACACUGAAGAAUAAGAGCCCCUUUGUGUGGGAGGAUGUUUGUCGACAAAUUGAAAGACAAAAUUUUACAGGAGGUCAGGAAUCUAUUGAAUUCUCUGCAAAGUUAAGUUAUGAUCAUCUAAAAAAUGAGCUUAAGCACAUUUUCUUACAAUGUGCUAGAAUGGGAAGUGAUUUUUCGACUAUGGACUUGGUCAAGUUCUGUAUUGGUUUGGAAAUGCUUCAGGGUGUUUACACAAUAAGAGAAACAAAAUCUAGAGUAAACGUGUUGUUAGAAGAGCUAAUUGAGUCAAGUUUGCUGGUGAAAAGUUAUUCUAAUGACUGUUUUAACAUGCAUGACAUUGUGCGUGAUGUUGCUCUUUCAAUUUCAUAUACAGAGAAAAGUGUAUUUUUUAUGAAAAAUGGCAAACUAAAUGAGUGGCCUCACAAGGAUAAACUCGAAAGGUACACAGCUAUUGUUUUACAUUAUUGUGAUAUUGUGGAGCUUCCUGAGAGUAUAUACUGUCCUAGACUUGAAAUCUUCCAUAUUGACAGUAAAGAUUAUUUUCUGAAAAUACCAGAUGACUUUUUUGAAGAUAUGGUUGAACUCAAAGUAUUGGUAUUGACUGGUGUUAAUUUGUCACCCUUACCUUCUUCAAUUAAACGCCUAACAAACCUAAAAAUGCUUUGUUUGGAGAGAUGCACUCUAAGAAAUAACUUAUCAAUCAUGGGAGAGUUAAAGAAAUUAAGAAUUCUCAGUCUUUCAGGAUCUAAUAUUGAAAAUUUGCCUGUUGGAAUGGGGCAAUUGGAUAAACUGCAACUUUUGGACUUAAGCUAUUGCUCAAAACUAAGAGUAAUACCUUCCAAUAUCAUAUCAAGGCUGAGCAGUUUGGAAGAGUUUUAUAUGAGAGAUGACUUGAUUCUGAGGGAAACUAAAGAGGAAAUCCUAAGUAAAAAUGUUUGUCUUUGUGAGUUGAGGCACUUGAAUCAAUUACGAAGUCUAGAUAUACACAUUCCAAGUGUUGCCCAUUUUCCACAAAACUUGUUCUUUGACAAGUUGGAUAGUUACAAGAUUGUCAUUGGAGAAAUUAACAUGCUUUCAGUGGGAGAAUUCAAAAUCCCUGACAAGUAUGAAGCAGUGAAAUUUUUGGCAUUGAACCUGAAAGAUGGUAUUAACAUUCAUUCUGAAAAAAGGAUUAAAAUAUUGUUCAAAAAAGUUGAAUAUUUGCUUCUGGGAGAACUCAAUGAUGUUCAGGAUGUUUUCUAUGAAUUAAAUGUUGAAGGAUUUCAAAUUUUGAAACAUUUGUUUAUUGUAAACAAUUUUUGCCUUCAGUACAUUAUCAACUCAGUGAAUCGAUUUGACCCUUUACUUGCUUUUCCCAAAUUGGAGUCCAUGUGUCUUUACAAAUUGGAGAAUUUGGAGAAAAUAUGUGACAAUCAACUCACAGAGGCCUCCUUCAGCAGAUUAAAGAUCAUCAAGAUUAAAACAUGUGAUCAAUUGGAAUAUAUUUUCUCAUUUUUCAUGUUCAGUCGACUCACCAUGCUUGAAACAAUUGAAGUGUGUGAUUGUGAUUCUUUAAAGGAGAUUGUUCAUGUUGAAAGAGAAUCUGAUAGUGUCAGUGAUGUGCAAACUGAAGAGAUUGAGUUUCCUCAAUUAAGAUUUUUAACCUUGCAAUCUUUACCCGCAUUUUUUUGUUUUUAUACCAACGAUAAAAUGCCUUCCAUCUCUCAAUCAUCCCAAGAACAAGUGCAAAACAAGGAGCUCAAAGAAAUUACGGCAAUACCUGGUCGAGAUACAAAUGCUUGCCUUUCACUCUUCAAUGGAAAGGUUGCACUUCCCAAAUUAGAGUGGUUGGAGUUGUCUUCAAUCAACAUCCCACAGAUAUGGAAUGAUAAAUCUUUGCAUUCUUUUGAAAGUUUGCUUACAUUGAAUGUAUCAGAUUGUGGCAAUUUAAAAUAUUUAUUCUCAGUCUCCAUGUCUGGAAGUUUAGUGAAUCUCCAAAGCCUUUUUGUAAGUGGAUGUGAAUUGAUGGAGGACAUAUUUAGUGCAGAAGAUGCAAUGAAUAUUGACAUUUUUCCCAAGUUGAAGAAAAUGGAGAUCAACUGCAUGGAAAAAUUGAAUACCCUGUGGCAGCCUUAUAUUGGUUUUCAUUCCUUCCACAGUUUGGAUUCUUUGAUAAUAAGGGAAUGCAACAAACUUGUGACAAUAUUUCCUAGCUACACGGGCGAAGGAUUUCAGAGCCUUCAAAGUUUGGUGAUUACUGAUUGUAUGUCAGUGGAAACCAUAUUUGAUUUUGGAAAUAUUUCACAAACUUGUAGCAUUGGUGCGACAAACUUGCAUGAUGUCUUUUUAGAAGAGCUGCCAAAGUUGGUGCAUAUAUGGAAGGUGGAGACUGAUGGAAUUCUUAAUUUUAAUAAUCUGCAAAGCGUUGUUGUUUACGAGAGUAAAAUGAUAAAGUAUGCCUUUCCACUCUCGGUUGCCAAAGGUCUAGAAAAACUGGAAACACUUGAUGUAUGUAAUUGCGAGGGAAUGAAGGAGGUUGUUGCUUGUGACUAUCAAUCAAAUGAACAAAUUGUCACCUUUAGCAAGUUGGAGGAAACCACAAAUUUGCAACUUAAGUCAAUCUUUUUAGCCACAGAAAAGGUGAUACACAACUUGGAAUAUAUGUCAAUUAGCUUGAAGGAAGCAGAGUGGUUACGAGACUAUAAUUUUAGUCAUAGAAUGCACAAACUACAGUCACUUGUUUUGUCUGGAUUGAAGAAUACUGAUAUUCUCUUUUGGUUGCUCCAUAGACUGCCUAAUUUGGAAAGCAUUACAUUGAAAAAUUGUCUCUUUGAAGGGGUUUGGGGUUCUACAGGCCUUGCUGCACAUAAAACUGGGGUUGUAGUACAACUUACGGAGUUGAUAAUUAACAACCUGAGUUAUUUACAGAAUAUAGGCUUUGAACAUGACCUGCUUCUUCAAAGGGUAGAGCGCUUAGUCAUUUCUGGAUGUGUAAAACUGAAAAGUUUAUUGCCUUCCUCAGUUUCUUUCAGUUACUUGACAUAUUUGGAAGUAACUGAAUGUUCAGGAUUGAGAAUCUUAAUGACAUCCUCAACUGCCAUGACCUUGGUUCAACUCACUAUCAUGAAGGUAAAACUCUGUCAAGGGAUUGAGAAAAUUGUUGCAGAAGAGGAAAAAACACAAGUGAUUGAGUUUAGACAACUGAAAGCUAUAGAAUUGGUGUCUCUACAAAGCCUCACUUGUUUCUGCAGUUCUAAGAAGUGUGACUUAAAGUUCCCCUCGCUUGAAAAUUUAGUAGUGAGUGAUUGCCCUCUAAUGGAAACAUUCUCUAAAGUCCAAAGUGCACCCAAUCUAAGAAAAAUGCAUGUUGCAGCUGGUGAAAAGGACAGAUGGUAUUGGGAAGGUGAUUUGAAUACCACUCUGCGAAAACUUUCCACUGAUAAGGUUUAUAGUUUGAUGAGGGUUCUUGUGAGAUCCAAAGAGGAAGCAGUUCUGGUGAAUCCAUUCAUUAUAUUACCUCUGGAAAUAAGUUGGUUAGGCACAAAGGAUGAUUUCUUUGAAACUUUCCAGGUUUCAUUCAAACAUUCAAAGCAUUUGAGACUUAAAGAGGAUUCUGAGCUGAAGGUAAUUUGGCAGGGCAAAGCUGCUUUUCAAGAAAACUACUUUGGCAGUUUAAAAACAUUGGUGGUGACGGGCAUUACAAAAGAUCAUGUGAUUCCAUCACAAGUACUAACUUGCUUAAAAAAUUUGGAAGAAUUGAAGGUAGAAAGCUGCAGGGCAGUGGAAGUAAUAUUCAAUGUAAAUGACAUUGACAUGAAGAAAAAGGGAAUAGUGUCUCGACUGAAAAUGCUUACUUUAAAUAAGUUGCCAAAUUUAAAUCGUGUUUGGAACAAAAAUCCUCGAGGAAUUGUUAGCUUUCCCAAUAUGCAAGAAGUAUCUGUUUUUGAUUGUGGACAGUUGGCAACACUGUUCCCUUCAUCCCUUGCCAUAAGUCUCGUUAAGCUUCAGAUACUUGAAAUACAGUGGUGUGAAAAGUUGGUAGAAAUUGUUGAAAAGGAAGAUGCAGCGGAACUUGGAACAGCUGAAAUUUUUAAAUUCCCUUGCUUGACCUCGUUGCUUCUUUUUCAUCUGCCACUGCUUAGUUGCUUUUAUCCUGGAAAACACCAUCUGCUAUGCCCCAUGUUAGAAUGCUUAGACGUGUCCUAUUGUCCUAACUUGAAGUUAUUCACAUCAAAAUUUCAUGAUAGUCACAAAGAAGCAGUUACAGAGAGUCAAGUUAGUGCUCCAAUUGCAACUAGCCGGCGUCAGCAACCUCUGUUUUCUGUUGAAGAGCUUCCAGAGCUGGAUACAAUAGGGUUAGAGCACCCAUGGGUAAAGCCAUACUCUGAAAAGCUUGAAUUGUUAAAGCUAGAGAACUGCCCCCGGUUAGAAAAAUUAGUGGGCGAUGUGGUAUCUUUCAUCAAUCUGAAAAAGUUGGCUGUUAACUUGUGUAAAGAGAUGAAGUAUUUAUUCACAGUUUCAACUGCCAAAACUUUGGUGCAACUUGAGAUCCUGUCAAUACUAAAUUGUAAAUCAAUAAAAGAAAUAGUAAAAAAAGAAGAUGAAGAUACCUCUGAGGAGAUUAUAUUUGGACGGCUCAAAACAUUAACGCUGAAUUCCUUAUCAAGGCUAGUACGCUUUUAUUCAGGGAAUGCCAUUUUGCAAUUGUCAUGUUUGAGAACAGCAAAAAUAGUUAAAUGUCCCAAAAUGAUAACUUUCUCUGAAGGAGGCAUAAAAGCUCCAAUGUUUUCUGGGAUUAAAACCUCUUCGAAGGAUGUUGAUGUUCACUUCCAUAAUGAUCUCAACUCGACAGUCCAGUGGUGUUUUCGCGAACAGGAUUCUCUUAAACAUUCAAAGCAUUUAACAAUUGCCAAAGAUUCUAAGCUGACAAAAAUUUGGCACAGCAAAGAUGCGUUUCAAGAUAAUCAUUUUCGCAGUUUAACAAAAUUGGUGGUGAAGAGAGUGGAAGAGGAUCAUGUGCUUCCAUCUCAAAUACUUCAUUGCUUAAAGAACUUGAAAAAAUUGAAGGUAGAAAGCUGCAGGGAAGUGGAGGUAAUAUUUGAUAUAAAUGGCAUUGACAGGAAGAAAAAGGGAAUAGUGUCUGGACUGAAAAAACUUACAUUAAAAAACUUGCCGAGUUUGAAGUGUGUUUGGAACAAAACUCCUCAAGGAAUUGUCAGCUUUCCCAAUUUGCAAGAAGUGUCUGUUUCUAGAUGCAGUGAGCUGGCAACACUUUUCCCUUCAUCCCUUGCAAGAAAUCUUGUAAAGCUUGAGGAACUUGAUAUACAGAACUGCGAUAAGUUGGUAGAUAUUGUGGGAAAUGAUGAUGGGAUAGAACUUGACACAACUAAAAUGUUUAAAUUCCCCUGUUUGACCUCGUUGCUUCUUUUCAGGCUGCCACUGCUUACUUGCUUUUAUCCUCGAAAACACCGUCUGCUAUGCCCCAUAUUAGAAAGCUUAGACGUGUCCUUUUGUCCUAAUUUGAAGUUAUUCACGUCAGAAUUUCAUGAUAGUUACGAAGCAUUGGGUGUAGAGAUUCAAGUUCGUUCUACAAUUAAAAAUAUACCUCUUCAGCAACCUAUGUUCUCGGUUGAAAAGGUUAUUCCCAAACUGAAGGAAUUGACUGUCAAUGAGAAAAACAUUAUCUUGUUGAAUGCCCUUUUGCCACAAGACCUCCUUUGCAAAUUAAAUCAUCUUCAGCUAUGCUUAGAGGGUGAUUUCAAUGGGAUACCUACUUUUCUUUUUUAUUUCUUUCUCAAGCUACCCAGUUUAGAACAUCUUCAACUGUCCUAUUGCGAUCGUCUGAGGAAGUUAUUUCCCGAUACAAAACACCAAAUUCAUGAUAGAAUACUUUCCAGAUUGAAAAAAUUAACCCUAGAUAACCUUGAAAAGCUGAAUUCUAUAGGGUUAAAGCACCCACGAGUAAAGCCAUACUCUGAAAGGCUUGAAUCAUUUGUUCUUAAGGAAUGUCCGCGGGUAAAAACAAUAGUGUCUGGUACAGUAUCUUUCAUGAAUAUGAAAGAGUUGUUUGUGACAGACUGUAAGAAGAUGCAGUAUUUAUUCAAAUUUUCAACUGCUAAAAGUUUGGUGCAACUUGUGAUCCUAUCUAUACAAAAUUGUGAAUCAAUAAAGGAAAUAGUAAAAGAAGAGAAUGAAAAUGGUUCAGAUGAGAUCAUAUUUGCACGCGUCAAAACAUUAGAGCUGGUUUCCUUACCAUUGCUUGGAAGCUUUUAUUCAGGGUAUGCUACUUUGCAAUUUUCACGUUUAAAGAAAGUGAAGGUAGCUGAAUGCCGCAAAAUGGAAACUUUCUCUCAAGGAGACAUAAAGGCACCAUUUUUCUAUGGGAUUCAAACUUCAGUUGAUGAUUUUGAUUUAACCUUCCACGAGGAUCUCAACACCACAAUCAAGAAGUUGUUUGACCAAAUGGUUGAGGGGGAUUCCACCACGAAAUCAAUGGAUGGAGGAAUUAGUCAUGGCCAUAGUUCCACAUCAAUGGAUGGAGAAAACAGAGAUGAUGAUACUUCCACCACAAUCGAUGGUGGAGAUAGUGAUGGUGAUACUUCCACGUCGACGGAUGGUGGAAGCAGUGAUGGUGAUGGUGAUACUUCCACGUCGACGGAUGGUGGAAGCCGUGAUGGUGAUACUUCCACGGCGACGGGUGGUGGAAGCCGUGAUGGUGAUACUUCCACGUCGACGGGUGGUGGAAGCCGUGAUGGUGAUACUUCCACGUCGACGGAUGGUGGAAGCAGUGAUGGUGAUACUUCCACGUCGACGGGUGGUGGAAGCCGUGAUGGUGAUACUUCCACGUCGACGGGUGGUGGAAGCCGUGAUGGUGAUACUUCCACGUCGACGGAUGAUGGAAGCAGUGAUGGUGAUACUUCCACGUCAAUGGACGGAGGAAACAGUGAUGAUGAAAAUUUGACAUCAACGGAUGGAGGAAGCAGUUAG
Sphenostylis stenocarpa is the source of this 8199-nucleotide messenger RNA. The record is from the annotation of a GenBank genome assembly. NCBI's taxonomy places the organism in Eukaryota, Viridiplantae, Streptophyta, Magnoliopsida, Fabales, Fabaceae.